AUGCUGCAGCUGCUCGUUGUUGCUUUUCUGUUCACCGAAAACCUCGAACCUGAUCAGGAGGACUGGAUCAUCAGAGCCGUUCAUUACAUGGACUCCAACCCAGAAACGUUACAGGAGCUGAUGUCCAACGAUUUUGCUCUGAGGGAGGGAGACAUAGUUCUAUCAGACGACAGGAAUGCUGUGGGCUCCAGGUGGCUGACGACGAAGAUACCGUACGAGAUCAGCUCAGAUCUGGUCAGCCGGACUGGAGACAUCCUGGCUGCCAUGGAGAUGUUGUCCAAACACACCUGCAUCACCUUCCACGAGAGGACCACCGAGACAGACUACCUGUUCUUCAGACCCAGCAAAGGAUGUGCGUCAUUUGUCGGCUACAAAGGCGGCAAGCAGCUGGUGUUCGUUGGCCCCCAGUGCAUCGUGGGAAACAUCGUCCAUGAGGUCCUCCACGCUCUGGGAUUCCACCAUGAACACACGAGGACAGACCGUGGACAGUACAUCACCAUCCUGUCCGAAAACAUCAUGUCAGGGAAGGAGAAAAACUUCCAAAUGUAUGAUGGUGAAACCUUUAACCUCGCGUAUGACACCACGUCCAUCAUGCACUACGGCAGGUAA
Molecule: messenger RNA, 609 nt
Organism: Acanthochromis polyacanthus (spiny chromis)
Lineage: Eukaryota; Metazoa; Chordata; Actinopteri; Pomacentridae
Product: low choriolytic enzyme
Exons: 7
Coding region: 1-609 (202 amino acids)
Biological process (GO): proteolysis
Molecular function (GO): zinc ion binding; metalloendopeptidase activity
Source: RefSeq, a predicted model, not a curated record